Panthera uncia (snow leopard) is the source of this 11191-nucleotide messenger RNA. It is a transcript of the gene RAB31, whose product is annotated as RAB31, member RAS oncogene family. NCBI's taxonomy places the organism in Eukaryota, Metazoa, Chordata, Mammalia, Carnivora, Felidae. The record is from RefSeq and is a predicted model, not a curated record. Gene Ontology annotation, molecular function: GTP binding; GTPase activity. Bases 9061 to 9639 code for a protein of 192 amino acids. The transcript has 7 exons.
GGACUGAAUUGUACCAGACCAGCCAGGUGUCUAGGCUCCAUCUAGGCUCCUUUGGCACUUCUGGCUGGACAACGUUCUCGACUGUCUUCCAUCACUGUCAUUUACACCAGAUUGUCCGGUUCACCUAGGAUUCCAGGGGACCUGGCAAAGGCCCUCCCUUCUCUGUCACCCUGGGCACAAACUACCCAGUGUUCCUGCCCUCCUGCCUUGCUCAGCCCCAGCUGGGAUCUGGAAAAGGAUCCUGCCCCGGUCUUCCUCUGCUGACCUUUAUUUGUGUUGCAGUGUGGGUUUUACCCUCUGCGGGGCUCUCCAACAUGGUUUCGACAUAAAUUCCGGGAAUCUCGUGUUUGCCUUGCGAGGGGUCAUUCCAGCCUCAUGUGUCCCAAGGAAUCAAGAGCAACUUUGAUGUGUAUUGUGUGUGCCAGGAUUGGCCUCGGGAGUAAAUGAAGUAGGAGAUGUUUUGGCUCCCCCCAAGUCCCCCCGCCCCACGCUUUCUCCUUUGUCAUCUACUUAGGAGGCACAAGUGCUACUCAUCACAGGAAUUAUUUUCACUGUUCAGGGAUGAGUCUCUGUAUCCUUCUACAAGGAAAUGGAUCACUGGCCGUGCAAUUCUGGGCAAGUACUUCAGUCGCCUCAUCUAUAAAAUGGACGUCAUAACAUCUUCCCUUUUAAGGCAGAGGACUAUACCAGAUGAUCUGCUAAGAUACAGGGUACCAUGUCCUGCUAACCUGUGAUUCCAGGGUGACAAUUAGUAAGCCUGGUGUGUGAGAGAGCUGGAGGAAGUCCCUUUACUUCUUUUCUUUUAUCUCUGCGAAUGAAACAUAUCCUUUUAGUUGGCUUCCUGGAGACAGUGCCUCACCCUGGUUCUUUGCAGUGGCUCUGUUGGUAGGAGUUUGGCUUGGGAGGACACAGCCCUGCCAGAGCAGAGCAAGAAGGUUUUUCUGGGCGGAUGGAAGCUCUGAAGCAUCAUUCCCGUAACACCAUGUCAGCGGCCUUCUUUAAUUAAUUAAUUAAUUAAUUUAUAUUUUUACAUUUAUUUUUGAGAGACAGAGACAGACAGAGCACAAGUGGGGGAGGGGCAGAGAGAGAGGGAGACCAGAAUCGGAAGCAGGCUCCAGGCUGUCAGCACAGAGCCCGAUGCGGGGCUCGAACCCACGAGAACUGUGAGAUCAUGACCUGAGCCCAAGUUGGACGCUUAACCGACUAAGCCACCCAGGCACCCCGGCGGCCUUCUUUUUUGUGAGAGUGGCUCUAGGUUUUAGUCUUGUUUAGGUCAGAGGGCCAGUGACAUUAUCCCCCACACUGAGUGAAAUCUGUUAGGUCCUGUGGUUUGCCUGGGCCUGUCCUGGCUAAGAUGUAUGUGAUAGGCUGUAUUCUUAGCUGCUCAUUCCUAUAGGGGGGUUCUCUGGGUGAGAUAGCAUUUGGGUGAGUUCAAAGCCAUUUUAACCACCUUGGGUUCACUCUCUUAAUUUGAGAGAGAACCUUGCAGGUCGGUGACUAAAAGAAGGAAUCAAGAACAAGUCCAAAAGUCCUCAAAAUUUUAGCAGGAGCUUUGGGCUCUUUUGGGUUCUCUUUGUCGGGAGGUCUCUUUUCUAGAGGCAGUCUUACACAUGGCUAGCACUCAGCUUCCUGUUUUUCAGCCACGACAUCUUCCUGAAGUCUCAGUCGGACUGAGACUUUAGAAGCCAUGCCCUCUGUCAUGUCACUUUCUUUUGUGCCCCCUUGAGAAGGUGAUGGAGAAUGCAGAGCUCCUAACUGAAGUCUGGCUGUCUCACUGGGGAGGCUGAGGGGCUAGUCUUUUUGUGCCCGGCCAUCGGCCUUGAGUGUUCCGUGGCUAUUCGAGGAUGCACUUCCCAUUUAAGGUACAAAGUGUGGGCAGUGCAGACUUUUAUCCCUCUUAGCUGUGGUCUGCAGCCUCUUCGGGGUUGGAGUUUCCCAGCGGGAGGGUCAUUCGCAACAGGUGGAAUAAGCCAGAUGACAGGUCUUCUCUGCCUGUACCUGUGCCUUUCACGACCAUGAAGUUCAGCAUGUCUGUCUUGCUUCUUUUGGUCAGUGCUCCCAAAUGGAGUCAACAGCAGUCUGGGGAGCAUUCCCUGAAUGCUUUGUGCAUUCAAACCAAGGACUCAAGAGCAUUGGGUUUAUUUAGGCUACCUGUUAUAAAUUCUUGGCUCUCGUUGCUGUCAUGGGUGGCUUUUCUCGUGUUUAUCCUAAGCCUUUGUGAAUGCCCUUUCCUGGGAUAAACCAGGGUGCCGUGGAAGCUAGCCACACAGGAUGGUGUGCUUGCCAGGGGCACAUGGUGAAAAGGGGUCCUUAUUAGACACCCAGGACCCGUGGGUCCCGUUCUUGUCAAUAAAGUGCCAAUCAUCCCACUUUGUAAUCUGAAUUAGUAUUAUGAAACAUGUAGCUUGAAAACAAUGCCCUUAAAAAGAGCGAAGUAUGUUAAAAAAAAAAAAAACUAACAAAAACAAUAUCGAGGCAGCAGCUGUUCCAACCCCAAAGGUGGAAAGCUUCCCAGUGUGCAUUUUUAACACACAUCACCACGUGGCAGAAAGCAAGGGGAGGGGGAGAGAGAGGGAGAGAAGGGAGAAGAGGAGGAGGAGGAGGGGGCGGAGAGGAUCUUCCUUUUCUUCUAUUAUUUCCUCUGGGUGUGUAUGCUUAAAAACUGCUUCCGGAUGGAAUCCCAAAGAGAUUUAUAUUUGGGCUUUGGUUGUCUUGACGACAGUUUAGAGGUUUCUGCCACUUCCUCAACAGCUUGAGUGGCAUGGUUAAAACACAGCUGAGGGUGUCCCUGCUUCUGGUAAGGAGCUUGGUGCUCAUCUUUCUGCUAGGAUCUGGGUGAUGGUUCAUCACAGAGCAAACACCUGGGAUUGGUGUGGCGUCUGGGCAGCAGAGACCUCAGCUGUGUGCAGGGCCUUCCCGUGAGGGGACUGUGUGAUUCCCAGAGGCUCUAGGACCCAAGGGUGGGACAGAUAAGCAGAUCAGUCAGAGCUGUGGACCCUCAAAUGGGCUACUUUGAGUGAUAGUGAGCACUCCGUCACCGAAAGCAUUCAUAAGACUAGGUGCAUCUGGUUGGGUCUUCGUGGAAGGAUGGAAUGCGUAGGACGGGGAGGAUUGGGCCAGGCACUCGUCCGAAUUGCUUUCCAAGAGAUUCUAACAUAACUCAUUUUCAUUUUUUCCCAGAAACCCCAUUUCUUGGGGUGUGGGGGGUUGGUGGGGGAGGAUGUAGAGAGGCUAGAAAUCUAAUCUGUUUCUUACCAAACCUGAUUCCUGUAUUAAAUUGAACCCUUUGUGGAAAGCGUGGUACUGGGUUGAAAAUAAAUAUGAAUGACAUAGUGGAAUGUCUUCUGGGAGCGCCCAACGUAUGUAACACCGAGCAUCCGCCAGGAUUGAUGUAUUCCGCCAGGGUCUCUUUGUUCCUUUUUUCUUCAGGGUCAACAAUGGCUACAUCUCUCUCUCAGCCUUCUGAGCUCAGUGCUCCCUGGGAUAUGCGUCAGAGUCACUUGCAGGCACUUUCAAACUUCUUGUGGUCCCUCCCCAUCCCUUGUGAGGCAUGUGGCCCCCACCCUUUCCCCUGGCCCAGUGUCACUGUUCUCAUGAAUGUGUCUGUCGUAUCCCUCGGGACUGCUCCAAGGCCAUUGCCAUUGGAAAAUAUAAAACUUUACUUUCUAAGAUGUUAGGGCAUAAAAAGAUUUUGAGCUCGUGAGUUACAAAAGGUCUUCACAUUUAAUUGUGUCCAACAAGUUAGAUUACUUUUAGGGCUUGCCUGUCUCUGCAGAUACUACACUUUGAUUUAUCUUUAUUUUUACAAUUUCCAAUACGUGCUUGAAAAUGGAAUAGGCAUUCAUUCGUUCAACCGCUCACCAUCUAUCCAGUGUUUCUUUCAUGCCAGGAGCUGCUGUGGGUGGCUGCAGGUAGGUAGGACAGCCAUGAGCCUUGUCUUUGAAGCCCUCUACCUUUCCUGGGAUGUGGACCCAAAAGCAGUGACCUAAAUGACAUCACUUGUAUUCCUGUGACGGCACUUACCACAGAGCCAAGCACAGCAGAAGGAAUAGAGUAAGAUUAUGAUACAUACUGACCGCCAUCCAUCUUAUUAGACGUGAGGACAGGUGAGGGGUAGAAAGUUUUUGCACCAUGUCUGUUUUGACUGCCUGCUGGGCUAACUCUGCUGGAGACAGAAGACAGGGAAGACGGGGUUCUGGUCCCUGCUGGUGAUGGAGAGGUUCCUGGUCGGGCAGGGAAGACAGGCACGUGCACAGGAACUAACAUUCGUGGCCAUGGCGAUGAGUGGGAUCCUGUCACGUGGUACGGCGGGAGACAAGGAAGUUAAAUUGAAUACAGGGGGGCUGGGAAAGGAGGAAUCAGGGAAGGUAUCUUCAAGAAGGAAGGAUUUGAAGAGUGCCUCAGAGAACACACAGGGCUUUGACAAGAAUGGAAAGUGGGUGUGGACUUCAGGCCUUGGGGAGAGCAGGUGGGACUCUGGUUCUCAUGGUGUUUUCUGGAGGGCUGAGGUGACUGGAAAGUGAGGGAGGCAGGGAGCACAGCCCUUCCACUCCUGGGCUGACCACCGUCCUGUUGACCCCACUACCUCCCUAGAAUGGGGUCUUUUAUUUUUAACUCACUCUUUCCCUUCUUUUAUUUUGAAACGUCUCACACUCACAAAACAUUUGAAAGAGCAGAGCAACGAAUGCCUGUAAGUCUCUCCCAUAGAUUCAGUGGGAAUGACAUCUUGUCAAUCUCUUGCUUUUUAUCUCUUUCUCUCUCUAAUGUAUUUUUUCCCUGGACCCUCUGAAAGUAAAUUGCAGACAUUAUGACACUUGACUCCUAUAUAAUUAUGUAUCUUUUAGAAGAAAGGACGUUCUCCUUCACAACUGUAAUGCCCAGAACUGAACACAGAUAUAAUGGUAUCGUGUAUGUAGUUCAUACUCAGAGUUUCCAGUUGUCCCCAAAUGACCUUGAUAGCUGUUUAAGAAAUCCACGGAGACCAUGUACUACAUUUGCUUGUCAUGUCCCUCAUCUAAAACAGUUCCCCUCCUUUUUUUCUGCCACGAAUCCAGGCCACUUACCUUGUAGAAAGUCCCAAGGUCUCAAUUUUUCUAGUUGCCACCUCGUUGCUUCUUCUGGGUUAUGCGUGUUGGUGAGCAGACAACAUACUUGAUGUUGAAUGGUCUUAUUUUUUAUGUGCCCGUGUAUAUUACAGUUUUCUUUCCCACUUACCUUUAUGGCACUCAUUCAACAAAUUAUCUCUUAGCUUCUACAAGUGCCAGGCAGUGGUAUGUCUGAGCAAAACAAAGGGCUUUGACCUUAUGGAGCUUACGUUUUAGCAGAAAGGUGGGAAGACAGAUUCUCUGGCUGGUUAGAAGGUGGUAAGUGUUAUAUGGAAAAGCAGAUGUGGCCCAGAGCUGGGGGAGGGGCACAGGAGCUCCAGGAGGGGAGGGGCAGGUCGGUAGGGUGGUGGUGAGGAUGCUCUGUCUCUGUCAGAGACCAGAUGGGGCUCCUGCUUUACCUGGGGUUUGACUUCGGUUUUGUGACUUGAGUCGCAUGGUGUGACCACUGAGCUGCUGAGAGUUGAGUAGGUCCUGAGGAACCAGAGUUGUCUCUCUUGAUGUCUAACUCUUUGUCAGUUGAAAUAAGGAAAUGAAAAGAGGGACUGAACAUCGGGGUCACUGAAUGGGUUUCUCACUGUGGAAUCUUCUGUUUCGACGAAUCUUUUUCUGAUCUAUUUCCUUGCUUCGAAUACCUCAGACCUGCUCUGACUUCUCUGGAGGUCAUGAAACUUCUGCUCGCUCAGGAUUUAACCCAGAAGGUAGCCUAGGCGGCUUUCAGUUCCCUGGGAGGCUCGUGGAAGAGCUGGAUUACCAGAAUUUGAAUGAGCCCUGUUGGAGAGCCAACAGAAUACAGGGGAAAUCGGUUCCCUCCUAUUUUCUCUGCUUUGAACAGGGUAGCAGAGAGCUGGAUCCCUUUUUAUCAACAGUAUUUGCUUUUCUAGAAGAAAAAGAUACCUGUAUUAUCCAGUAUCACUUCCUUUCUUCUCUCACGGAGUCAGUAUUCUAACUGGGAUCUGCAGAUAGAAUGCCUAGUCCUAAAAGGUGCCUCUAUCAAAGAUUUCCCUGAAAGGGAGGGAGAGAGAGGGAGAGCUGGUUCAGGGACAGAGAAAGAAAGACAAGAGUAGGGAAGGUGGGGGGAGAUGGGCGGGGGAGAGAGACACCCACGCACACACCUGUGCAUGAAGAGUAUCACUUAGAACUUGCCCACUUGCCCUCUGAUGGCAAAGGGCAAGUUUUGUUUUUUGUUUUUUUCUGGUCAGACUAUUAGCCAGGGUAUUUAGAUUUAUGGCAAGCUUAAUUAAGAAAGUCUUUUUGGGGGGUGCCUGGAUACCUCAGUCCGUUGAGUGCCCAGUUCUUGAUUUCAGCUCAGGUCAUGAUCCCAGGGUCCUGGGAUCAAGCCCUGCAUUGGGCUCCAUGCUGAGCAUGGAGGCUGCCUGAGACUCUUUCCUCCUUUCCCCCCCUCUCUCUCCUGCUCGUGCUUUCUCUGUCUCUAAUAAUGAUUUUUAAAAAGUCUUUUUUCUUUAAGAAAAAAAAAAGCAUAGCAUCAAUCCUACAUAUUUCAUGGCCUUACCUCUCAUUGCAGAAGUGAAAAAUUUUCUAACCUUUUCCAUAAUAAUCUUCUGAAGAGCUGUUUUCUUCAUUAUAAAGUAACACAUGCUCAUCUUAAUUAAAUUUUGAAUCUAAUUAUGAGGUGGGACAGUGAUUGAUUAGUGAAGUGAUAAAUUUUCAUUUGUGAUCACAAAGAUGAGGGAUCCAGGAUGACGCCUUGAGCUUCAUUUCUUUAUAAUGACAUAUACUUGUACAAACUUGCCACAGUCUUGUUUCCUGUCAUUAGCUGGAAAUCCUGUGGGUAUGAGGAAAUCGUCCUACCUGCCCUCCUUCACCUCCUGUUCCCCAUCUUGCAACUCCUGUUCUUUCCUUGUCUCUGGUGUUAUGUUCAGAUGACCACUUAUAAUUUUAUGGUCGACAUCAAGUUCACCGUCCUGCUCUGUGUUUUUCCGUUGUCUCUGUUCUUUCCUGCCCUGCAGGAUCAUUUUCUCCCAUCGUUUUAAUUUGUUUUCUUAUUCUCCCACUUCUCAUCGAUGAAUCAUCAGACUGUCCUUCUUGAAAGAGGCAUCUAGGGCUUAGCUCACAGAGGGAAUGUUUCUAGCCUGCUCUUCACUUGCUCCCCCACUGCUGAGUGGGGAGUGUGUGCUGAGCCGAUCCCGGUGACCUUCCCUUCUGCUGCCAGGGUAGACCAGAAAACCCGGCCAGCUUUACCCUUUGGAGAGUAAUGCUGGCAAACAGGGAUCUGUACAAAGUAAAUGUGAGAAGUGAGAUGAUUCAUUUUCAGAAAUACCAAAUAAAAGCUGUGCUGUCUAGUUAACAAUAGGUUUAAAACCUAUUGGAAAUAGGUACGACUCCCCCCACCUCCGCCCAGUGGAGUCCCAAACCCUUAGAUCCUUCACUUCCUGGUUCUUCUUCCCUUCUCCAUUCCGUGGGCUUGUUUUUCAUGUGUUUCGCAAUGAGCAUGCCCCAAAGAACUGAAGCCUGUGGCACCUCAAGGAAUGUACAGUUGUUCCCAUCAGACUGCUUUUUGCCUUACAUGGGCAUAGGCGACUUCCGGGUAAGGCUGUAAUGUCUGUAGUACUCAGCCAGUGAGGAAUCAGGGGAGGGACUUGCACACUAGGAGGUAAAUUGCCUGCUGUAACUGCCCCGAGUGUGCCUGUCCAUCAGACACCCGCUCUUCCAAGAAUGUUGAUUAAAGCCUCCCUUCACUGUGCUCUGAGUCUCCACGACCCUCCUUUGUUUGGGGCAGUGGGCUUAUUUUUCAUAGUAAAUGAGGGUUUAACUGAGAGUCGUGUGCCUUGAGAGAUGAAUGGAGCUUGCUGCAUGGCUGGGAGGCUGUAGGCACAUAGCACGGUUUCCCAGAGAGGAGGGGACGAUGUCCUUGAGGUUUACGCUCCAGCAAUGUACUUGGUGUGAUAGGGCGCACAUGGGAAACAACCCCAGGCGACCCUGCGGGAUGUCACAUGAUGCUUCGUUGCCUGAUGUUUCCAAGGAAGGGCCAAGGAGUUUGGGAGAGGCCAGGGAGGGCAUGUGGGUGCCCGCUGCUGAGCCACGUUGGCCCAGCGCAGAGGAGGGAAGUGUUGGGGAGUGAGUGGGAGAGGCGAUGUUUACCAUACACAUCCACUGACAGGAAAAGGUUCUAAAGAGACUCAUUUGUCAAGUGGUUAUCCCCGUGGGGCAGGGACUAAUUUGCACUUAUAAAUAACUUCUUUCUCUUCAUUGGUUUAUUUAAUGAGCACGCAUUGCUUGUGUAAUUAAUUUAAAACCUAUAAAAACUUCUUGCAGGGCCAAGGAGAUGUUUGACGGGUAGAGAUCCUUUUGGUUGUUACUGGAAAUAACUGACAAAUUGAUAAUAAAACCAGAAAGUAAUGUGGGUCAGACUGUGAGAGGUCCUUGAAACGUGAAGGUUGUGCCUGUAAGCUGUGGCAUGCCAGCUCUGUCAUCAACAGGACAGACACUCGAGUGGCUUCUCAGGUCACGCUGUGCUCUUAUCUGUGCGCGUCAUUAUUUGGCCUCAUGGUGACCACUUCAGCCGCAACAACUCUGCCUUCCCCACCAUUCCCGAAUCUAGGGUUUCUCAAGAUGGGGUUUCGGAAAGUAGCGGGUCUGUCAUUCUGUCCCGUGGGGUCUGUAGUUUUCUGUGCCUGUUCAUUUCAAUGCUGUUCUUUAAAAAAUAGAUAAAAGUACAUCGUGGAUCUUCAGGGUGAUCACCGAGUGACAAAACUGUGUCACAGCUUCGGUGCCCAUAAAAGCUGGCUAAUGAGAUAAGAACGGAGGCAGAGUACAGAGAUAAUGCGUGAGGCCAUGUGAAGACCAAGUGACCCUGCAACACAGGUGACAGAUAUUUUCCAGGCACUGUUCAAGGGCUUGGGCAUACAGCAGGUAACAAAUCAGACCCACGGUCCUGACCUUGUGGAGCGGACAUCCAGCAGGAGUGGCUACUGCUUGUAAAUACCUAGUACGGCAGAUGGUGAUAGGUGCUAUGGAGAGAAGCCAGGACACCGGGGUUGGGAAAUCAAGCAUUGUGUGUCGAUUUGUACAGGAUCACUUUGACCACAACAUCAGCCCGACCAUUGGGGCAUCUUUUAUGACCAAAACUGUGCCUUGUGGAAAUGAGCUUCAUAAGUUCCUCAUCUGGGACACUGCUGGGCAGGAACGGUUUCAUUCACUGGCUCCCAUGUACUAUCGUGGAUCCGCUGCAGCUGUCAUAGUAUAUGAUAUUACCAAACAGGAUUCAUUUCAUACCCUGAAGAAAUGGGUGAAAGAGCUGAAGGAGCACGGUCCAGAAAACAUUGUAAUGGCUAUUGCUGGAAACAAGUGUGAUCUCUCAGACAUUAGGGAAGUUCCCUUGAAGGACGCUAAGGAAUAUGCCGAAUCCAUAGGUGCUGUCGUGGUUGAAACAAGUGCAAAAAAUGCUAUUAAUAUCGAAGAGCUCUUUCAAGGAAUCAGUCGCCAGAUCCCACCCUUGGACCCCCAUGAAAAUGGAAACAAUGGAGCCAUCAAACUUGGGAAGCCAGCCACGCAAGCCAGCCGGCGGUGCUGCUGACCCGUGGGCCAUGGUCCACAGUACUUGAAGAAGCCAGAGCCGACCUCCCAUUCUCGGCAGCUUGGCACCCCACUUAGGGAGAAGUGGGAUGCUGGCUUGGCAUCCUAGAAGACCUGCAGUGGUGGGGCAGGAACUGUCCCUGGGAAAGGCUUCUAGAAAAAUCCACCACACUGCCACAAAAUGGCCUUUGGUGCAUGAAAUGCAAACGGGAGGGAACAGGUGUUAGGUCACGAGUACAACUGAUUUUUUGUUGUUGUUGUUAAAAACCUUCAAAUAUUCUUAAAUUUGUACAGCAGCCACAUCGGCUUAAUAUGUGUGAGAGUCCAAAGUGGCGAUCCAUUCUGAUUUCCUGUGCUCCCCAGCCCCAUUUCAUUAAGUUCUUCAGUGCCACUGCCUCUGUUACCUGACCAGCCUUCACUGAAAGGUUCAUUUAAUUUAAUUUAAUUUAAUUUAAUUUACCUUUCAAUGGAGUGUAAUUGGCCCAUCACUCAAGCUACAGACUUGAGCCAUGAUGAAAGUGAAGAAAGAUGCAUUAGAAACUGUUGUCUACAUCUCUUUUACUUGGUGCCCGUUUUCCUUCAGUCAUAUAUAAACACACCAAAUCUGACUAAGAUAUCGCACGCAAUUUUGGGAGUGGGAGGCCUAGUUUGAAAGAAUCAUUUAAGUAGUUACCGCGUAAGCGGUGACAGAUGUAGGAUAUAAAUAUUUUUCCAGAGACUGUCUGGUAUGAUCGUCUCCACAGUAAUAAACGCCUACCCUCUUAGGGAAGGUUAAUGCACAGACUAUGAUUUUACUAAGACAGUAUGUCAUGGCAUCAUAUCUAGGGGGCAAAUUAACCAGGGGAUGUUCGAGUCUAGAUCUUAGGGCACAUCCCUAAUAAUAUCAAUUAAUAGGUUACAGGAAAGCCAGCCAGAGGGAGCACCAGCACCUUAAGAUUCUAGACCCCCGACAUUACAAAAUUGGAGAAAGCGUUCUAGAAGAUGCCAGGCUUGGGCAGGUGGGCGCUAGGGCUACCCGGAGGUCCAACCCUGGAAUGCUAAUUAGCUGACAGUAGGCUUUCAUAAAACCUUCCCUUCUAGAUGCCCUGUCUGCUCAAUUAGUUAAAGAUGCCUGAAUCCGAUGGAAGGAAAGGGAGAGAAGGCAUGGAAAGGAAGAAAAGCUAUUUCCAUUGGAAAUCCAAAUUUUAUUACCAUUCUGACGUCCAUCAAUAUCUGGGAUCAAGAAGCCCUUGGCUUCCUAUUAGGGCUUAUAUUGGAAGGAAAUUCUUAAAGGAUGUUUGGAUCCAUGCCUUGCGUGGGGGUAAUCAGGCAGCCUGGUAACAGGGCUGGCUGGUUCCCUUUUUUGCUAGGAACAUUCAAGACCCAGCAAACUUUAGUAGAAAACCUAUAAUGUAAAAGCCAGGAGAGAGAUUGUGAGCUGACAGAAGACCUCAAACUCCCAGUAACCCAGUGCGAGCUGCUGCUUCCGAGUCCUGUCAUGGCUGUGCCCACCCUGCUCUAGACAGGUUAGAGGUGCUGAGAUCACCGCCAACAAAAAGCGAGAGUCUCUGAGA